UGCUGCCUUGGGGCCCCUCCCAGAGGUUCGCGUCGCGUUCCUUUUUCAAAGAGAGAGAGCUCCAUCCAUCCAUUCCCCUGAAACCUUAAUACAAUUGGUUUCCCCUCUCCUGCUGUGCUGUGGUUCGUGGGCGUCUUGUUUGGUCGUCAUUUGGAACACCCCCUCGCUGCAACGUACGGCAAUCAUGUCGCUCAAGGAGGUCUACCAGAAGUUCCUUGCGGACCCUAGGUCUGCGCCGCUGGCUCCAGAUGUCUCGCUGAUCUACAUCACCACGACAACGACAGUCGAGGGGGCUGAGGCGGUCGUGGGCCACCUGUCGCGCCAGCACAACGUGGUCAAGAAGAAGGCGGAAGACGUCAUCGGCGCCAUCGAGAGCGCAGAUUCGCUGUGUCUCGAUGUCGAGACAACGCUGGAGUUCGUCUCGGGGGGAGGGGCCUAUCUCCCCUCACUCGACGAUAAUUUCCUGGCAGACCGGGUCGCAACAUUCCCCGCGAUACACAUUGUUCGCUUCGAUGCCCAGAGGCGGAUCCGCCAGAUCCGGCUUCACUGGGACCAGGGAAUGUUGCUGAAGCAGAUGGAGGUCAUCGGCGCUCGCUCGCGGCACUGGCCUAUUCGCGAGGCGAAGGAUCAGACACGUCUCAUCAAAUCCGCGUAUGCCGGAGUCGGCGCGGAGAACGGGGUCCCUGCUUCUGCACCCGCGGCUGCUGCUGAGGACCGCGCGAACCCUAUUUCCCCAAGCAAGAAGCACAUCAAAGACCCUUACGCAGCCGACUCUCUGUUCGACCUUCUCUCCCCCAAAAACGACCGCACCGGGGCUGUCCUUCCCCCUCGAGCCCCUUCUUCUGCACAGCCAGCCCCUCGCGAGUACGGAGAGCUGUUUGUGGGCGAAGAAGAGUCGCCCGAUGCUACACCAUCUAAGCAAAGCAGACCUGUUGCGCCUAAAGCAGGAAGCAAAAACUACCAGCCUGCCCGUAUUUUUGGGGAUGACGAUACCGCCGAGGAAAAGCAGAGCUUCUACAAGACUCACCCUAACAAGUUUGGACACUUUGAGCUUGGUGGUGAUAAUAGCGAACGCGAGGUCAAGCCGACGCCUGGCCGCCCGAAGUCUCGCCACAUCUCUCAGUGGCAGUUUGAAGAUUUCACGACUCCGGAGAAGCCCAAGCGCAAGCCUCGUGGCCAAGAGGUCCGCCACUUUGGAUGGAGCGAUGAGGAUCCCGAACUCAUGGAGACCCCUCCCGCUCACCCACGUGUGAUUCACCCUCGCCGGGAUGCCGAAACUCAUUUCGAACUUGCGGAAAACAAUGGUGACGACGAUUCGAGACGGGUUAUCAGUUCCUUCCAGAACCGAGGUAUGAGCCUCUACCAGAACCAUCUCUACCGUGAUGAAAACGACGCUACUCCGGUCAAGCGGGAGGAGAAGGCGCCGCUCUCGGUCGUGGCCAACGGCGUCCACCGCAAGAAAGACUUUGACUCCCACUGGGUCAUGUCUGACUCGUCGCCUGCUGGUGACAAGGUCAACGCAGAGAACAAGAAGCCCAUCAGCCAGGAUCAGCUGAAACAUGUCAAGAUGAUGGAGUCUUCCUGGGAUAAGUACGACGAGUCUCCUCAGGCGAUCAAGACGGUUCCGGCCACUCGCCAGAACCGCAGCAAGAAUCAGCCUACCUGGGGUUUCGGUGAUGAGGAUGACAUGUAAAUGUCAUAACGCGCGAGCAGGAACCCACUCUUUGUGAUGGAUACCAGAAGCUGCCACUUUUUUUUCUUCUUCUUUUUUUUUCUUAAUUUUCUCCUGAGUGCUUCGAUGUCUGCCGCGAGCAUCUCACCACGCGAUACCCUGUUGUGAUGGAGGGCAAGACACGACCUAGCUUGAUGACCACAUGGUGGACUUGAUACGACCACAGGCUUGUGUCACUUUUGUGUUUUUUGAUCUGUCUGG
Molecule: messenger RNA, 1933 nt
Organism: Penicilliopsis zonata CBS 506.65
Lineage: Eukaryota; Fungi; Ascomycota; Eurotiomycetes; Eurotiales; Aspergillaceae
Exons: 4
Coding region: 185-1693 (502 amino acids)
Source: RefSeq, a predicted model, not a curated record